AUGCAAGCAUUCCGCUGCUGUAUUUUGAGCCAUAAAGGCUCUCGUAUACUGAAAGGGAAACAAAGUGAACUGGAUUUAUCGUCCCUGCAUAAUGUCCACCAUAUUGCUGCUGUCCAGGAAAUACUUCAAGACAGCGAGAAUAAAAUAGCCAAUUUGCGCAGUCAGAUCCAGUCUCUUAUAAAAGAACAACCAUCGUUACCAGCUCCGGAGACGGACAUUAACACUGUUGCUCCUUCGCUGUUGGUGACGGACACACAGGAGCCAGAGCCGGCUGGGACUCCUGUGAAUUCUGCAUUCUGCCAGGCAGGGUGUGAGAGUGCUUUGGAUAUCACACAGGAAGCACAGAAUGUAGAAUUCUAUACGGUGCAAAGACAUAGAAAUCGGCAACUCUACGAUUUUCCAGUCUUUCCUAUGAAAGCAAUUGUCCUACCGGAUGUGGAACUGGACUUAGAAAUGCCUCCUGCUCCAAGUCAGACAGUUUUAGAUAACAUUCAGCACGACAUUUCAGUAUACAUUGAGGUCUCGGAUUUCCUGGCUCAGGAUUACGGAGAACGACACAAAUAUACCAGCGAUAACGAACACAUUAUUACAAACCAAACACCAGACGUUAUACGUGAGCCUGAUAGGAAAGAUUCCCCUCUGGAUAACAGUGUUCGUGAACCUUCUAAAACAUCUAAGGACGUGCGUAUUCAGCCCCGAAUUCCUCUCGCCAUGGAGGACUUCAAGCUCCGCUCUGUGCUGGGUAGAGGGAGCUUUGGAAAGGUUCUACUGGCUAAGUACAAGAACACAAACAAAAUGUACGCCUUGAAAGUCAUGAGAAAAGGAGACAUAGAAUCAUCACCUAAGCUCGAUAGCCUUCUGUGUGAGAAGCGCGUAUUUCAAGCUGUGACCAACAGGCGCUACCCAUUUCUAAUUAACUUGUUCGGGUGUUUCCACACUCAAGACCACAUAAUUUUUGCGAUGGAAUAUGCUGCUGGGGGCGACCUAAGCACACUCCUUAACAACAAAAGGCGUCCCUUUCCAGAAUCCAGAGCUAUAUUUUUUUCUGCCUGUGUCGUCCUGGGACUGGAAUUCUUACACGAACAGAAGAUCGUCCACCGAGACCUGAAAUUAGAGAAUAUUGUUCUAGACGAAAAAGGGUUCGCAAAGAUCACAGACUUUGGUCUUUGCAAAGAAGGAAUCGGAUACGGAGACACAACCGGGUCCCCUCGUGGAACCCCGCAUUACGUAGCUCCUGAAGUGUGCAAAGGCAAGCCGUACACAAGAGCUGUAGACUGGUGGAGCUUCGGGGUGGUUAUUUAUGUAAUGCUAUCUGGAAAGUUUCCCUUUGAAAGCCAUGAUUUGAAAAAGUUAACUGCGAGUAUCAUCAAAGGAAAAUUCAUAUAUCCAGAAUUUCUAUCAAGAAACUCAACUUCAAUAAUAAAACAGCUUCUCACUAAAAAAGUAAAGGCACGACUAGGAGCCAGCAAGAAAGACGCCCAGGACGUUAAGGAGCACCCUUUUUUCGAACAAAUAGACUGGGCUGCAUUAUUAUUAAAGAAUGUGAGGCCACCAUUUUUGCCCGACAUUCGUGGAGCUGAAGACGUCAGGAACUUUAGUUCUGCGUUCACCUCGGAAUAUCCUAUGUUAACUCCUCCAAAAAAGCGAGCUGAAAUACCGUGCUAUGAGGCAGAGGCAUUUUUGGAUUUUAAUUGGAGGGUUGAUUGGAAUUAAUAACAGACACAGACUUUAAUAAAAUAUACAGGAGGAAACAGCUGAGGUGGUGGAACAAAGCAGCCUUAAACACAAACCCCCUCUUAAACUAAGAUCUAUGUUCUAUACCAUUGUAUCCGAAGACCGAAGAGCCACCACCCACCUCUAUGCUAAGGCCCAGGACUAGGAAUGUAAUCAUA
Molecule: messenger RNA, 1892 nt
Organism: Pelobates fuscus (common spadefoot toad)
Lineage: Eukaryota; Metazoa; Chordata; Amphibia; Anura; Pelobatidae
Product: serine/threonine-protein kinase N2-like
Exons: 15
Coding region: 1-1713 (570 amino acids)
Biological process (GO): protein phosphorylation
Cellular component (GO): nucleus; cytoplasm
Molecular function (GO): ATP binding; protein serine/threonine kinase activity
Source: RefSeq, a predicted model, not a curated record